UUUUGCUGCUUGAAGGCGGAAGCAGAAAAAUAUUUCCCCGCGCGCUUCCGGGUUCCGCCUCGCGUAAAUCUGACCGUCUGAUCUGUUGUUACCGGAGCUUCACCGGCGCUUUUACCGCUUGAGAUGGCUGCUCGGUUACCCGCUUGUGUUGUGGAUUGUGGCACAGGGUACACUAAACUGGGAUAUGCUGGAAACACAGAACCGCAGUUCAUCGUUCCGUCAUGCAUCGCCAUUAAAGAGUCGGCGAAGGUGGGCGAUCAAGCCCAGAGGAGGAUGAUGAAGGGAGUCGAUGACCUGGACUUUUUCAUCGGAGACGAGGCCAUCGAUAAACCCAACUACGCCACAAAAUGGCCGAUCCGGCAUGGAAUCGUGGAGGAUUGGGAUCUGAUGGAGAGAUUUAUGGAGCAGGUGAUCUUUAAAUACUUGAGAGCUGAACCUGAGGACCAUUACUUCCUACUGACUGAACCUCCAUUAAACACGCCAGAAAACCGCGAGUACACGGCCGAGAUCAUGUUUGAGUCCUUCAAUGUGCCGGGACUCUACAUCGCUGUGCAGGCGGUUUUGGCUCUGGCUGCUUCAUGGACAUCUCGUCAGGUCGGUGAGAGAACACUCACAGGAACCGUCAUCGACAGCGGAGACGGAGUUACUCACGUCAUUCCAGUGGCAGAGGGUUACGUGAUUGGCAGCUGUAUUAAACACAUUCCCAUCGCAGGUCGUGACAUCACGUAUUUCACACAGCAGUUACUGAGGGAGAGAGAAGUGGGCAUCCCACCCGAACAGUCGCUGGAGACUGCCAAAGCCGUCAAGGAGCGCUUCAGUUACGUGUGUCCUGACCUGGUGAAGGAGUUUAAUAAAUACGACACAGACGGAUCUAAAUGGAUCAAACAGUACACUGGCAUCAACGCUAUCAGUAAGAAAGAGUUCACCAUCGAUGUGGGAUACGAGCGCUUCCUGGGACCCGAAAUAUUCUUCCAUCCUGAGUUUGCUAAUCCUGAUUUCACUCAGCCAAUCUCUGAGGUGGUUGAUGAGGUCAUUCAGAACUGUCCAAUCGAUGUGCGUCGUCCACUCUAUAAGAACAUUGUUUUGUCGGGCGGUUCCACCAUGUUCCGUGACUUCGGCCGUCGUUUGCAGAGAGAUUUGAAGAGAACGGUGGAUGCUCGUCUAAAACUUAGUGAGGAGCUCAGCGGAGGAAAACUCAAGCCCAAACCAAUCGAUGUCCAGGUCAUCACUCAUCACAUGCAGCGAUAUGCCGUGUGGUUUGGAGGAUCUAUGUUGGCAUCCACUCCGGAGUUCUAUCAAGUGUGUCACACCAAGAAGGAUUAUGAAGAGAUCGGUCCGAGUAUCUGCCGCCACAAUCCUGUGUUUGGUGUCAUGUCCUAAACACACACACACACACACUCAUUGGUGGUCAGAUGCAGAAAUUAGAAAUAGUUUUUCAAUUUCUGGUCUUCAGAGUAAAUGUGAUAAAUAGUUGUCAAAACCACAACAAGCAUUUUCUUGUGUUUUUGUUGAUUUGAUCGGAUGUAAACAACUGAAACGGCUUCAGUCUGGUGUGAAUGUGUGACAGUAACUGAUUCAUGAUGAAGACUGGACUGACAUCAUCAUCAUCAUCAUCAUCAUCAUCAUUACUAUUAUUGAGAUGUAAAGAAUCACAAAUUGAACUGUGUGUGUGCGGAUACUUCCUGGCUCUCUCGUUUUUUUAAUGUUUCAUGAGUCACUGUUGAGGAAGAAUGUUUCCCAACUUUGAUUCUGUCCAAUCUGUCAAAUUUGUGACUAAAAGAAAGUGUUAGAAAAAAAAGAAGAAAAAAAAAACAUAUACUGGAUUUUCUAAAUGGCGUUUAAAAUACUCAACUGCUUUUACCUUCAAAUGUCAUUUAUUCAUUUUUGGAAAUCAAUACUAUGAAUUAGAGCUUGAGUGGAAUGAUGACUGUAGCAGUAUUACCAGCAGAGAGAAGAUUGUUUUGAUCAAUUAAAGGCAGAUGACACAUGUGGGUUGGAUUUAUAAGUGUAAAAACAUUCCAAUAAAUGCUCAUGGUUUCUAAUGAA
Molecule: messenger RNA, 2046 nt
Organism: Myxocyprinus asiaticus (Chinese sucker)
Lineage: Eukaryota; Metazoa; Chordata; Actinopteri; Cypriniformes; Catostomidae
Gene: actr3
Product: actin related protein 3
Exons: 12
Coding region: 124-1380 (418 amino acids)
Biological process (GO): Arp2/3 complex-mediated actin nucleation
Cellular component (GO): actin cortical patch; Arp2/3 protein complex
Molecular function (GO): actin filament binding
Source: RefSeq, a predicted model, not a curated record